AUAGGAUAAAUUGGCACUUUGUUUAUUAAGUUUCUAUAUAUUAAACUUUAAAGGAUUAACCUUAAUAAUGCGUGCCGUAAUUCAACGUGUUAGGGCCGCUAAAGUCACGGUGCUGGAUGAACUGGUGUCAACUAUUGGACCUGGACUAUGUGUUCUAGUGGGCAUCAARUCUAGCGAUACGAUARCAGAUGUCGAAUAUCUAGUGCGCAAGAUUCUCGCAUUGCGACUGUUCGAGGAUGAAGGAAAACGUUGGCAAAAGUCUGUCAAAGAUUUGCAGCUAGAAGUUCUAUGUGUAUCCCAGUUUACACUAUAUCAUCGAUUGAAGGGCAACAAACCAGACUUCUCUGCAGCUAUGAAAGGUGAAGAUGCCCAGCAGCUAUAUAGUCAUUUUUUGAAUAGACUGUGCCAAUCAUAUGAUUCCAGCAAAAUCAAAGAUGGAAAGUUUGGUGCUUAUAUGCAAGUCCACAUAGAGAAUGAUGGCCCCGUUACCAUUGAAUUGGAGUCUCCACAGCCGAAGCACUCCGAAGAAUGUGUAGAUAAAUAAAAUAUGUAGUACUCUCCUAUUAAA
Messenger RNA from Drosophila arizonae, 568 nucleotides. RefSeq names its product D-aminoacyl-tRNA deacylase (gene Dtd). The record is from RefSeq and is a predicted model, not a curated record. Gene Ontology annotation, molecular function: D-tyrosyl-tRNA(Tyr) deacylase activity. Gene Ontology annotation, biological process: tRNA metabolic process. NCBI's taxonomy places the organism in Eukaryota, Metazoa, Arthropoda, Insecta, Diptera, Drosophilidae. Gene Ontology annotation, cellular component: cytoplasm.